AUCUGCCGAAUCCUGUUGUUGAUUUCCCAACUCUCCAUUUUCCAAGGUGAAUGCGCGACCCGUGCAACGACUUGGCCUCCCAGAAAAUCUUCGACCACUCGGCACAUCAUUACCUCCUUCAUCCCACCAGAUACGCCGCAUCCUCUCUGAACUCUUGAACACGCCUGGGCCCCGGGAAAGUCAACAAAGAACACUGAAAAAGAAGGGAACCAGAACAAAACAUAACAAUGCGCUUCAUCACAGACGACCGCGUCAUCGAGCGCGGCGCCAACAAGCGCACGAUGGAGGUCAUUGCCGCGGGCCUGCCGCGCUGCGCGACAAGCUCGCUGCAAAAGGCGCUCGAGUCGGAUGUCCUGGGGUGCUAUCCGUCGAUGCACAUGGCCCAUGUCGUGCCGCAUCCUGAGCGGGGGAGGCUUGUCCUUGCCGCCAUGGCUGAGACAGACAAAGUCAAAAGACAGGCCCUAUUGUAUGAGCUCUUUGACGGGUGCGCGGCAACAUGCGACUUUCCCGGCGUCAUCUUCACUGACGACCUAAUGGACAUGUACCCCUCGGCCAAGAUCAUCCUCAACCAACGCGACAGCGCCGAGCUCUGGGCCGACUCGAUGCUCGGCGCCAUUGUGAGCUUCAACACCUGGUACCACAAGGCCGCGACUUGCCUGUUCAGCACGGACCGGAUGCACGGCGCCAUGAUCACGGGCGCGUUCAAGCACUGGAACGACAAGUUCGGCAUCGGCACCGAGCCGACCAAAGAGGCGUUUGUGAAACUCUACCACGCCUACAAUGCGUGGGUCCGCGACGAGGCAGCACGGCGGGGCGGCCGCCCGGUGCUCGAGUAUAAUCCGCGCGACGGGAUGGCGCCGUUGUGUAGGUUUCUUGGCACCAAGAGCGCAGGCGACAUGGAAGGGGUGCCGCUGCCGGCGGUAAACGAUCGCAAGCAGAUGGAGACGCUGCGCCGGUUCCUGCUGCUCCGGGGCGUGCUGGCAUGGUGCGGGAUAUUGCUGUGGCUGGCCGCUGGCGUUCGGCAUCUGCCCAGUGUUGUGCUGGUGGUGAGGGGCUUCUUGGGUAGACGCCUGGGUGGCACGGCUCUGUGAUGCGGUUCAGUAAUUUGGAAGGCCCGUGUUUGUGCUUCAACGUUUUGGGAGUCGUGCAGAUAUAGUCAUGUGAUAUUAUGCGAAGCGUCCAUUAUAUUAAGCCUGAUUCCCCACACGA
Messenger RNA from Microdochium trichocladiopsis, 1209 nucleotides. RefSeq lists its product as uncharacterized. The record is from RefSeq and is a predicted model, not a curated record. Bases 228 to 1091 code for a protein of 287 amino acids. The transcript is spliced from 4 exons. NCBI's taxonomy places the organism in Eukaryota, Fungi, Ascomycota, Sordariomycetes, Xylariales, Microdochiaceae.